AUGGACGCAACUGAUUUAAAUUUUGAAAAAAUGUUCAAAAUUGCAAUCGUCUCCAUGAAAUUAAAUCGAUCACAUCCGUCUAUUGCUCGCGACCGACGCUGGAAGUUCCAAUUCUCAAUUAUAAUGAUGAUAACAUUCUUCUGUUUUAUCUUCCUUUCGUAUUCAAUAUUCUGCCACGACAUCAAAUCGGGAAAAUUUGCCGAAGCAAGUAAAAAUGCAACGAUGGUCAUCGUGUCUCUGACGAUUACUUUAAAGUAUAUCGUACUCCUGUAUCAUCAAGAAUCUAUAAAAGAACUAAUAAGCAUCGUGGAGAGAGACUACGCAGCUGCUCAGGAAUUUUGUAAUGAGGACAAGGAGAUAGUGGUCCAGUAUGCUAAGAGAGGUGUAACUGUAUGCAAAUUUUGGCUCGUGUUCGGUUUCGGUACUAGCGCUAUCUUUCCGAUAAAAGCUUUUGUACUAAUGGGGUAUUAUUACUGGAAAGGGGAGUUUGUUCUUGUUCCUCUUUUUGACCUGACCUACCCAGAACCAAUAGAGGAAUAUAAGAACGUUACAAUAUGUUUUUGGCUAUUAUUUAUAUUAACUUUUUCUUUUGAUGCGUACGCUUCGUCAAUGUAUGUUGGGUUUGAUCCAAUGGUGCCUAUAUUCAUGUUGCAUACAUGUGGCCAGCUGGAUCUGCUCAGUCGACAUAUCAGUACACUGUUUGUUGAUGCAAAUAUUGAAGAAAUAGAAGAUGGAUUAAAGAAGAUAAUUUCAAAACAACAGGAUCUUUGCAAGUUAGUAGACCGCGUGAAGAAAAACUUUUCCAUUUUAUAUGAAUAUAACAUGAAAGCGACUACGUUUUUAUUACCACUAACAACGUUUCAGAUAGUCGAAGAUUUACGAGAUAAACAGAUAAACGUCGAGUUUAUUUCAUUCUUUGUUGGCUGCAUAUUACAUUUCUUCAUGCCCUGUUACUACAGCGAUCUGUUAAUGGAAACGAGUGAAAAAAAUCGUCAAGCAAUAUACUCAUGCGGUUGGGAGAAAUGCCCCGAUAGACGUAUUCGACAGAUUAUACUGUUCAUGAUAACAAGGGCCAGGAUCCCUUUGGGCAUCACCACUGUGUUUUACGAGAUUAAUCUUAACACCUUCGCUGAGAUGUGCCGUCAAUCCUAUGGGAUCCUGAACUUGAUGAAUGCAGCUUGGGGAUAA
Spodoptera littoralis (African cotton leafworm) is the source of this 1188-nucleotide messenger RNA. NCBI's taxonomy places the organism in Eukaryota, Metazoa, Arthropoda, Insecta, Lepidoptera, Noctuidae. The record is from the annotation of a GenBank genome assembly.